Messenger RNA from Aspergillus pseudotamarii, 732 nucleotides. RefSeq names its product meroterpenoid cyclase pyr4 (gene pyr4). The transcript has 2 exons. The record is from RefSeq and is a predicted model, not a curated record. Gene Ontology annotation, molecular function: lyase activity. Bases 1 to 732 code for a protein of 243 amino acids. NCBI's taxonomy places the organism in Eukaryota, Fungi, Ascomycota, Eurotiomycetes, Eurotiales, Aspergillaceae.
AUGGACGGGUUUGGCUCAUCAGAGGCCCCAGCUGCGUAUCGUGAAGUUGAAUGGAUUGCAGAUGUUUUCGUCAUAGGAAUGGGAAUCGGUUGGGUUAUCAACUAUGUCGGCAUGGUCUACGGAUCGUUCAAGAGUCGUACAUAUGGAAUGGCUAUCAUGCCACUCUGUUGCAAUAUUGCAUGGGAAAUUGUGUAUGGCCUCAUAUACCCAUCAAAGACCGUAUAUGAGCAGGGGGUCUUUCUAAGCGGCCUUGCCAUCAACCUAGGCGUCAUAUACACCACGAUUAAAUUUGGACCGAAGGAAUGGACCCAUGCGCCUCUGGUGAUGCACAAUCUGCCACUCAUAUUUAUGCUGGGGAUAAUCGGAUUUCUCACAGGCCACCUUGCCCUGGCAGCGGAGAUUGGCCCUGCACUGGCCUAUAAUUGGGGAGCUGCAUUCUGUCAGCUACUCCUCAGUGUCGGAGGGCUCUGCCAGCUGAUCACUCGUGCAAGCACUCGAGGAGCCUCGUACACGCUCUGGCUUUCCCGAUUCCUGGGCUCUUUCUCGGUGGUGAUCUCUGCCUGGCUGCGUUACAAAUACUGGCCACAGGCAUUUUCGUGGCUGGGAAACCCUUUGAUAAUGUGGUGCUUUUUCGCGUGGCUCAUUAUUGACAGUUCUUAUGGGGUUUGCUUUUAUUAUAUCAAACGUUAUGAACGGAGGACUGGUUUGGAUGCCGACCGGAAGACGGUCUAG